UCAACAAACUUGUGUUGUGGUUGGACUCUUCCAACUAGGCUUGCUGUUAUUAUUGGGGGAAGAUUGCAGCUGAGCUGUGUUGGUAGAACCGUUUUCAUGUAGCUAGCUUUAUAAAUCAGACAUAAGUGUGGAUUAAGUUCUCGUCAACGGAUAGAUAAUCAAAUGCUUGUUUUAAUUUGUGAACAUCGCUAUUGUCAGUUUUCACGUCGAAGAACAUCUUGCACAAUACAAGCGUUAGUGAUAUCUUGGCCUGAAACUCGGGGCCUUGGACUCAAGUAAAGUUCGAAGCGGACUCUAAACUUCUGCUUUCUCAAAGACCGUUAUCCGCGGGGCCGGGGCUCUUGUCGCUGGCCCUGUGGAUGAGGAAGUGAAGCUACAGAAUCCACCCAGAUUUUACAGGAGAAAGGAACCCCUUUGAUGGGAGAAUCCUCUAUCCUGGACUCCUGGGUGAAUCAACGUGUCAAGAUGAACGAACAGGAGGCGCUGAACUCUAUAAUGCAGGACCUGGCCGAACUGCACCGCUCUAGCCGCCCUGCCAUGACCCUAUCUGACCUGGGCAAACCCAAGGCCUCUUCACCCAAAAAUCAGAACAAUGUGCGAGUGAAGUUUGAGUACAAAGGGGAGAAGAGGAUCUUGCAGUUCUUUCGCCCAGUCAGGCUUGAUGACCUGGGUAACAAAGCCAAAGUGGCCUUCGGUCAGGCCAUGGACCUGCAUUACACCAACAAUGAGCUGGUGAUUCCUCUGACCACUCAGGAUGACCUGGACAAGGCCGUGGAGCUGCUGGAUCGCAGCGUCCACAUGAAGAGCCUGAAGAUCCUCCUGGUGCUCCAGGCCUCCUCUCAGACCUCCACGUCCAGCAUGGACCUGCUGCCCCCACACGAAGACCUGGACAACACCCGCUUCAGGGCCACAGACAAUAAAAGCAUGCUGGCUUUGAUAGGGUCUCACUCCGGGGACCGCAGCUCUCCCCCUCCAGGCUAUAUUCCCGAUGCCCUCCAGCAGGUGGCCAGAAAUGGCUCCUUCACCAGCAUUAACAGCGAGGGAGAGUUCAUUCCAGAAAGCAUGGACCAGAUGCUGGACCCUCUGUCAAUGAGCAGUCCAGAGAACUCUGCAUCGGGGAGUUGUCCCUCACUGGACAGCCCACUGGACAGUGAUAACUAUCCUAAGUCACGUAUGCCCCGGGCACAGAGCUACCCAGACAACCACCAAGUUUACCCAGAGUAUGAUAUCCCAGUGUUUGAGAAGUCGGGGAAAGGGGGCACUUACCCACGGCGAUACCACAUUUCCUUUGGCCUUCAGGACUACAGUGAUGGGCGUAAGACGUUCCCUCGAGCGCGGCGGACCCAGGUCCACGGUUUCCAUUCCCCGGUCAGUUUCAGCCCCACAGAGCAGUCUCCCAGCACCAGCAGUGGCAGCAGCAUAUUCACCCCAGACCUGGAGGAGCCCGGGGGCCGCAGACGCAGGGGCAGCGACAUCGAGCCCAACCCCACCCUCUCCGUUAUGGACAUCAGCCCACCCAGCCGCUCUCCACGUGCCCCUACGAACUGGCGGUUAGGUAAGCUGCUGGGUCAGGGUGCGUUUGGCCGGGUCUUCCUGUGCUACGAUGCAGACACUGGCAGAGAGUUGGCUGUUAAACAGGUCCAGUUUGACCCAGAGAGUCCCGAGACCAGCAAGGAGGUAAGUGCCCUGGAGUGUGAGAUCCAGUUACUGAAGAACUUGUGCCAUGAACGGAUCGUCCAGUACUACGGCUGUCUACGAGACUCCAACGAGAGAACUCUGUCCAUCUUUAUGGAGUACAUGCCCGGGGGCUCCAUCAAAGACCAGCUGAAGUCGUACGGGGCCUUGACGGAAAACGUGACGCGUCGGUACACCCAUCAGAUCCUGGAGGGAGUGUCCUACCUCCACAGCAACAUGAUCGUCCACAGAGACAUCAAAGGGGCCAACAUUUUGCGGGACUCUGUGGGAAACGUGAAGCUGGGGGACUUUGGGGCGAGCAGGCGGCUACAGACCAUCUGUCUGUCAGGAACAGGGAUCAAGUCAGUGACUGGUACUCCCUACUGGAUGAGCCCAGAGGUGAUCAGUGGAGAGGGCUAUGGCAGGAAGGCUGAUAUCUGGAGUGUGGGUUGUACGGUGGUAGAGAUGCUGACCCAGCGGCCCCCCUGGGCCGAGUUCGAGGCAAUGGCGGCCAUCUUUAAGAUCGCCACCCAGCCCACCAACCCCUCGCUGCCUGCCCACGUCUCCGACCAUGGCCGCGACUUCCUCAAGCGCAUCUUCGUGGAGACCAAGCUGAGGCCCUCGGCCGACGACCUUCUGAGGCACAUCUUUGUUCACUAGCCCCUUCCCCCUGACCUCUGACCCCUGAACUGCCAGAGAUGUCCUUAGAUGAUUCGCUGCCUCUGACUCCACCCUCCCAGCUCCAGACAGAAAGCUCCCAUUGGACCAGAGAGGACUUGGUGGGAGGUAUCCAUCUGGUGAUUGGGUAGCGGUGGGGACUACAACUCCCGCGUCUCUGUUUUUAGGAGACUGGCAAGCAGGAAUGAAUGAUAGAACUCAUUUAGAGAAAAAGUUGCACCUUAAUUUCAGAAAUAGGGUAAGUUGCUCAACCAAGAUGACAAAAUAACCUUCUUUGAAAAUGUUUUUAUGAUUAAUAUCUCCUGCUUUUGAUUGUGGAGUGGGACUCAGUCACUCCGCACUUAGCUCACUGAGUCAACGUCGGUGUUUCUGAUCUGGACCUUAGUGGAGAUUUGAGGUGACGAUCAUGAUAAUCUGGGCCACGUUUAGUAGGCAAGCGUUGUGGAA
Messenger RNA from Salvelinus fontinalis (brook trout), 2799 nucleotides. RefSeq names its product mitogen-activated protein kinase kinase kinase 2-like. Gene Ontology annotation, molecular function: protein binding; protein kinase activity; ATP binding. Gene Ontology annotation, biological process: protein phosphorylation. The record is from RefSeq and is a predicted model, not a curated record. The coding region runs from base 418 to 2334 and encodes 638 amino acids. Lineage: Eukaryota; Metazoa; Chordata; Actinopteri; Salmoniformes; Salmonidae. The transcript has 15 exons.